CGCGCUCGGCGGCCUCAUUAUCAUAGAGAGCUGUCAAAAUCAGUUGGAUAUAAACUUUACAGCGCUUCAUGCAUUUACCCAUACGAAACGCAGAUUAAAUUUUUUGCAAUAGAAUAGUGAAUCACUACCAGUGGCAAGAUGCAUUAACGAAAAGUUUCAAUAACUGAAAAGACGUAAAGGAACAAGUUGAAUUUUAGGAGGGGUAAUUUCAUUCAUUAAGUUUUAACCUCGAAUUAUGCUGUCAGAGGUUGACGUUUUCAUUAGUAAUUAUACUCUUGUUGAUCCAGAGAUCUAUCAACUUUGGGUAGAUGGAUAUUCUUCCAGCGAUGCAGUUAAUAUUUUACAACAGAGAGGAGUCUGUCAGCAGACAAAUGCAUCGAUCGAACUCCUUGCUUCAGAUGUAUUGGACCAUUAUCGUACUUAUUCUCUUCUUGAGAAGCUAUUGCACAGUCCGUCAAAAUUGGCAUGUGAACAGCUUGCCUUUCAGAUAGAGCCUCAAACUAGUCAAAUGUUAAUUGAAAUGUAUUAUGAGUUUAAUGAUGGGGUUGUAAGAGAAAUUAUUGGCAAGAAGCUUACUUCCAAAAAUCGUAAAGAUAUGGAUGAAGUAGCUGAAAAAACUGGAACUAGUCUUAGAAGUUGUCGAAGGCAGUUCGAUAACAUAAAAAGAGUAUUUAAAACAGUAGAAGAUCUUCCUGGUUCUUUAGUCACCAACAUUAAACAAUAUUUUUUAUUACCUGAAGAAUUGGCUAAGAGAUACGCUGCUGUAGUGUUCAUUGUAUGCUUACGUUUUGAAAUAAACAAAAGAAAACUACAGUAUUUAACAUUUCCUGAUCUAUAUCAUUGUGCAAGUAGCAUAAUGUUUUCUUGGACAUAUCGUAUUACUGGGUCAGAAUACUUUGAUACAGAUCUUGACAGAGAAUUUCUUUUGGAACUACCAGAAUGUAGAGUACUUCUAGAAAAUGAGAAACAUCAUAAACAUUUGGUUUGUGUUAAACUAAAACCAAUGGUACUGGAUCGUGUUUAUCAGGAGUUAGACGUGAACUUUAAAUUUUAUUCAAGAGCAAUUGUUGGAAUAGCUGGAAGUUUACAUCGCACAAGAGAACUAAGAUCUUUUUUUCUUGACUUAGUUGAGAAAUGUAUUGAGCCUUGGAAACAAAUUAAUUGGACUCAUACAGAUUUACGCAAUUUUCUUGCUGCUUUUACUCAAUGUGCAUUAGAUAUGGAUGUUUUAAAAGAUAAUGAGUUAAGAGACGCAUUUGAACGUUACAUGAAAGUAAUAACUAGCUGUUUAUUACGCAUGUAUCACACAUGACAGUUGGAAAAAAGCGACGUUGAAAAAGAAAGCGUGGAUAAUUUGGGUUUCUAAAGUUUAAAUAAUUCUAAUUAUUUGUUAAACAUUAAUUGUUAAAUAUUAAUUAA
Messenger RNA from Trichogramma pretiosum, 1419 nucleotides. It is a transcript of the gene Fibp, whose product is annotated as acidic fibroblast growth factor intracellular-binding protein. NCBI's taxonomy places the organism in Eukaryota, Metazoa, Arthropoda, Insecta, Hymenoptera, Trichogrammatidae. Gene Ontology annotation, cellular component: nucleus. The transcript is spliced from 6 exons. The record is from RefSeq and is a predicted model, not a curated record. The coding region runs from base 236 to 1312 and encodes 358 amino acids.